Myotis davidii is the source of this 823-nucleotide messenger RNA. RefSeq names its product DMRT like family B with proline rich C-terminal 1 (gene DMRTB1). Bases 1 to 741 code for a protein of 246 amino acids. Gene Ontology annotation, biological process: germ cell development; regulation of transcription by RNA polymerase II; sex differentiation. The record is from RefSeq and is a predicted model, not a curated record. Gene Ontology annotation, molecular function: RNA polymerase II cis-regulatory region sequence-specific DNA binding; DNA-binding transcription factor activity, RNA polymerase II-specific. The transcript has 4 exons. NCBI's taxonomy places the organism in Eukaryota, Metazoa, Chordata, Mammalia, Chiroptera, Vespertilionidae. Gene Ontology annotation, cellular component: nucleus.
AUGAAAGCAGACCUCGCCAAGCUGGCCACGAUGCUGCGCACCCCCAACUGCUCGCGGUGCCGCAACCAUGGCUACCUGGUGGCCGUCAAGGGCCAUGCGGGCAAGUGCCGCUGGAAGCAGUGCAAUUGCGAGAAGUGCUACCUCAUCACCGAACGCCAGAAGAUCAUGGCCGCGCAGAAGAUGCUCAAGAAGCAGGCCUCCGACGAGGACCGGCUCUCUCUGAGCAUCAACUCGGAUGCUAUGGUGCGGUCUGAGUACCUGGAGAGAGAGCCUUCCAAGCUGUAUCCCAGCUGCUCCAGCAUGUACUAUCGCCCGUUCCCGAUGGGCUACCAGGAUCCCUCCCCGGGCCUGGGCAUCUCCCUGCAGCAGGGCUUCCGGCACGUGUCCUUCAGCCACUACCAUGGAGAAGGCUCGGUGCCAGAGCCAGUGGAAAACUUCCAGCCAAGCUAUCCGCCUCCGCCACCGCCUCCGCCUCCGCCUCCGCCACCAUCACCAUCACCAUCACCCCUGAUGCCGCAGCCGCCACCCCUGCUGCCGCCACCCCUGUCACCCCCGCCCCCGUUCCUCCCACCAGGCUUCCUCGCUGGGAUCCAUUUCCUGCCACCACCGCCACCACCACCGCCACCAGCACCUUUCUCACUGACCGUCCCGUCUGAUGCGGACCAGGAGACCGCGGAUGACCAGGUUGCAGGGAUGCCUCCUGAGCCCAGCCAGCCAUCGUCUCAGGAGCAGUCCGACUAGGCCCCGGGCCUCUGGCCAGCAAAAUGGGGCAUCGGGGGGGUGACAGCAAUGAUUUUCUUGUCUGUGUUUAGUGAUGUUAGGG